CGCGCCUCGGUCACAUCGUUCUUGAUUAUCGCGUUCGCGCAGUUCGCACAGUAAAACAACAUUUCUGUUGUGAUUGGAAGUCAACUGACGUGUGUCGAUUUGAGUUCUAAUUUAUCGUUUAGCCGGUAAAUAGUUUCAUUGACAGCAUCAGUAUUAUUCGAGUCCAAUCAAGGUUGACUGGAGCGAAAAUUGGGUAGUGAAAUUGAGAGUUGUGCUUUGUGACAAUUUGUAACAGUUUAGUCAAAGUCACCGAAAGAAGAAAGUUAAGCGAUUCACGUUUAGUAUAUUCUCAAAACCACGAGAUUGACUUCAUCAUCGCAAGCAUUAUGCAUCGUUACAGCAACACAUUGUUAAUGGCAUCAAGCCUAGUGCUUUUUAUUGGAUCGAACCAUUUCAGUUAUGCACAGCCAGAGAUAACAUCGCUGGAUUCACCGUUACUGAUAUCCAAAUUAAGAGGUUUCCGCAGUUUAGCACUAAACAUGAUUGGGAACACGGGCAAUGAUGCAAAAAAGUUUAAAAUCAACUUAAAAAGGGGGAAACUGCAGAGGCAAUUUCCUUCAAACUACCCGUUCUUUUGUAACACCACCGGAAUGCGAAGCCCAUCUGUGCCAGAAUCGGUUGACAUGCUGCGACCUGGCGAUAUUGAUAUUGUAGGAGCUAUAGGCGAUUCAUUGACUGCCGGAAAUGGUGCAAUGGCAACAAAUAUUUUGGAGAUACUAGUAGAGAACAAGGGCCUUUCCUGGAGCAUCGGAGGACAAGGCACCUGGAGACAGUUUCUGACAGUUCCAAACAUUCUGAAAGAAUACAAUCCGAAUUUAUAUGGAUAUCCCAUUAAGGAUUCAAUGUCAACCAGCAGAGCCUCACUUUUCAAUGCAGCCGAAGGAGGUGCCAUGAGCCAGGACAUCCCACACAUGGCGAAAAAUCUAGUCAAACGCAUGCUCAACGAUCCAAAAGUCGAUAUUGGAAAUCAUUGGAAACUAAUAACUUUACUUAUUGGAGGAAAUGACUUUUGUUCUAACAUUUGCUAUACAAAUCCACCAGAGAAAGCAUUGCAAUACCACGAGGACAAUAUAUUGACUGCAUUGAGAAUUUUCCGCGACUAUCUGCCACGUACUUUUGUAAAUUUAAUUGCUAGUCCAAAUGUUGAUAUCCUCACGCAAUUCAAGGGGAAACCUCAGGAAUGUGUUACAAUACAUGUUUUGGAAUGUCCUUGUUUCGUCGCAACUCGAUUUGCCAGCGAAAAGCAACGUUACAUUAAACUGAUAGAACAAUGGAAUCUGCUGCAGAUGGAUAUUGCGAAUCGAGAGGAAUUUCACAGCCAGCCGGACUUCAGUGUAGUCUAUCAACCAUUCAUCAUGAAUUUAACGAUUCCGUCUAAGCCGAACGGGGAUACCGAUUUCACUUAUAUGUCGACCGAUUGUUUCCAUCUCAGCCAGAAAGGAUACGCUCGCUCCACCAACGCACUGUGGAACAACAUGUUGGAACCAGUGGGGAGAAAAACUGACAGUUGGGAGGAUGAAUUUACGAACUUCAAGUGCCCAACGCCCGAAAUGCCUUACCUACGCACACGUGGAAAUAGUUAAACGGAAUUAUGAUACAAAUAGUAAACCAAACGAUAAUACUGAUACAAAAAUAGUGAUAAAUAUGGUCAAACUGUGAUACUGUGUACUUCGUUGAACUGCGUAUGAUGGUGUUUCCUCGCCCAAUUGGGCAUAUUCAGUGUUCCAAAGUAGAAGAAAUUUUUGUGCAAUAUUAAUACGAAAAAUAAAAAAAAACAAUUUUGAAAACAAA
Malaya genurostris is the source of this 1791-nucleotide messenger RNA. Its product is annotated as phospholipase B1, membrane-associated. The transcript is spliced from 5 exons. Gene Ontology annotation, biological process: phospholipid metabolic process. NCBI's taxonomy places the organism in Eukaryota, Metazoa, Arthropoda, Insecta, Diptera, Culicidae. The record is from RefSeq and is a predicted model, not a curated record. Gene Ontology annotation, molecular function: glycerophospholipase activity. Bases 327 to 1583 code for a protein of 418 amino acids.